Molecule: messenger RNA, 2229 nt
Organism: Peronospora belbahrii
Lineage: Eukaryota; Oomycota; Peronosporomycetes; Peronosporales; Peronosporaceae
Source: the annotation of a GenBank genome assembly
AUGGCAAACACUAUUGACAAUAAUGCCGUCGAUCCACUCUUCACUUGUUCCCAACCCAGUAGAAAGCGGAAAAAGUUAGUACGUACUGCCUUAACGCUUCGUGAAAAAGCCAUUGUCAAGAGCUUUUGUGAAGAAAAAGUAAAUAAUUGCAAAGAUAAUGGCGAGUUAGUGCCAUCUCAAGAGGUUCUUCGACAGGAAGUGGCGACUCAAUUUGGCUGGUCAUGUGGACGCUCGACAUUAUCGAAAAUUAUAUCCAUGGAUUGGAAGAUCUUACGAGGAAGCUAUGAAGGUGGUAAUACACCAAGGAAUCCUGAUAUGAAGCGACAUCGUCGUCCGCUCUUUCCUGCUUUCGAGGCUGAUCUCGUUCAGUUUAUUAUCACUCAUUUGGAAGCAGAAAGGAGAGAUGAGAGCGUUCUGCAAGCUACACAAGAUGUACAGUCAAGAAACAAAAACAGCGGUGCUAUUGCACUGCUAACAGCCAGAAACAAGGGAAUGUGUGAUGCGGAGGGUACUGCAGGUGGAUAUCAAGGACGACCCCUUACAGAGGCAUUGAUUCUUGAAGAAGCGCAACGAUUGAAGAAAGUGCACGGUGUUUCUGAUGAUAUGCUUGUACUUUCGGUUGGAUGGCUAGCGCGAUUCAAGCAUCGACAUUGUAUUCGCCUGCGGAAACCUGCCGGGAUGUCCAAUUGUUUGUUACCGCUGCAUUAUCAACCUGGAUUUGUUGUGGAGGAAAAUGCUGAGUUGACAGAUUCUUGUAGCUCCAGUCUUAUCGUUUCUAGUUUAUCGAACACGCAUGAUGCAAGCAAGAUGGCCGCAACAGAUGCUACGACCGAGAUUACAAGUAAUGAUGCCGAUUUGUUACCACGAUCGACUCGAUUGACAGAAAAGAUGGAGCUUGCAGGCAAUUCUCCUCAGCUGACACUUGCCAAGGGAAUGGCGCUGUGCUCUGCGCAAUGGUAUCAAGAAGCGAUGACUAAGUCUUUGGCAGCUAGUCCUUUGACGGUCAAUGCGAAGCUGCUGCACCAGGUCCCGGAAAGCAUUCGUGAACUUGCCUGCUCGUGCCAAGGAUCAGCCAUUUGUGGUAAAUUAUUUAAUGGUUUCGCUGGCUUACGAGUUGCAGUUGUGGGAUGUGGUAGUGUCUUUGAGGCCUUCCUCACAGCAGCAUUGGUCGGUGUCAAUGGGUUUGUUACUUGUGUGGAAGCUAGCGCUGCAAACGUCAAUUUGGCGCAACAAGCUGCAGAAAGUUAUUGCCUAGUGACAUUGGGAUUGCCUGCUGUGAAUAUGAAGUUUGUUGCACGUACAGAUGGUGAUAUGAUUCAAUCUUCAUCGUCAUCGUGCGUAUCAGGUGACGAGCUUAAGGAUCUGCAAGGCCAGCAGGAUUUGGUUAUAUGCAAUUGCUCGAUCCAAUCGUUAGCGUUUCCUGCGAGCAAGAAUGCCAUGCUAAAAGUGGCGUUCGGUCUGCUUAAGGUUGGUGGGGAGCUGCGUAUGGUAGAUCUGGUCUCCUCUCGACGGCUGUCAUCAUUUGAAUGUGAGUCGGCGCGUUUAGCAGCGGAAACAAGUGCUGUGAGUGAAGGCUCUACAAGCGGGCAUGAGUGCUCGAAACAAUUAGAGCAGACGCUGCUGCUCGGUGCACCGUAUAUAGGCGAUCUACGACGACGUUUCCGAGCGCUAGGUGGCAAUGCCGAGGUUCGCUCUGUGAGCUGUAACGAAGCAGAAGCUGCGACAAUUGACGUUGCCGUCGCUUCUUUACUACCCUCUCUCGCUGCAGCCAACAAUGUGAGGUUUCGCCGAGUCACUUUCCACGCGUUCCGACUUGAAGAUGUCGAAGAUCCAUGCGAGGAUUACGGGCAGACAGCAAUAUUUCAUGGGUACGAUGCUCAAAACAACGCUGCCAGCGGUACAGAUGUAUUACCGUCAUAUCAACUUGACGAUCACUGGAAUUUCCAGAGGGGUGUGUGGACACCAAUCGACGGCAAUACUGCGCAAAUUUUGCAGACCAGUUGGUUGCAACGAUACUUCUCGGUACGUGGAGAUCGCUCGAGGCACUGUGGUCCAUUCGUGGCGAGUGUAUAUUCCAAAGACUGUCCAUCCUCAGUUUCACAAUUAGCGGCUUUGGCACCAAGUGAUACUAUGAGGUCAAUUGAAGUGGUGAAGCCAGUGAUUACUGAUCAACCUUCAUGUCCAAUAUCCUCGUCCUCCUUAGAGCCUCUUGAGAUGAUUAAUAUAUGA